Mercenaria mercenaria is the source of this 11930-nucleotide messenger RNA. Its product is annotated as nostrin-like. NCBI's taxonomy places the organism in Eukaryota, Metazoa, Mollusca, Bivalvia, Venerida, Veneridae. The record is from RefSeq and is a predicted model, not a curated record. The transcript is spliced from 17 exons. The coding region runs from base 336 to 1970 and encodes 544 amino acids. Gene Ontology annotation, molecular function: protein binding. Gene Ontology annotation, cellular component: plasma membrane; cytoplasm.
GGAUUCUCAUGGAUUCUGUAGGAACAUUUAUGAAUCUUGAAUGCUGAAAUUCCAACUGACAUUUUUUGUUGCUGGUUCAGGUGCUUUUCUCUGUGAAAACAACUUUUUGUUUAGUUUGAGGAUUUUUGUGAAACAAGCUUGUAACUAGGAUAGGAUAUAUCAUGCAACUCUAAAGGAUUUGUAAAAGACCAUGCCAUGGUUACUUAGCAAAAUAGAUAUCUACAUUUCAUCUAUAGGGACAAUUACUUUAAAAUGAGUGAACUGAUACUGAGUAAUUAUAGUAAAGACAGAAAGAAAAUGUUCGACAGCUUUGUCACUAACUGUUUUAGUUAAUUAUGAAUCAUCAUCCACACAAAUUCUGUGCCCACUGUCACACGUGCAAAGACCAGAGAAAGAGUCAUGUGUUUGGAAAAAUGGGAUUUGUUAUUCCGGAUAAUGUUCAGACUUGGAUUUAUUCUCAAAUGCUACCAUGUGAUGUAAUGGAGACCAUGGCCAAGGGACUAAAUGGAUUUGAUGAAUUAAAGAAAUAUAUAAGGCAAGGGAGUGAAUUCUGUAAAGAAGUAGCCUUUAUUGUACAGGAAAGAGCUGACUUAGAAAGUACCUACUCUAAAGGAUUGACUAAAAUUGCAGUGAAACUUCUAAAAGCUUCACAGAACAGCUCUGGGAGUUUAACAGAUGGCUGGAAGGCAGUAGCUUCCAGUAUAGAGGUGGAGGCAGAAUUACACAAAAAUUUAGCAACAGCUUUAUUAGAAGACAUAGCAAAACCACUGAAACAAUUAGUUGAUGGUCAGCACAAAACUAGAAAACCUAUCGAAAAUUCAGUAGAUAAGGCGCUGAAAACACUUACAGAUAAAAGAACCGAAGAAAAUAGGGCAAAGAAGAAUGCAUAUGAUUGUGCCAAAUCACAUGAGAAGGCUGAGGAAUCAAAACAGGGGAAAGCCAAAACAGAGAAAGAUAUAAAUAAGACAGAGAAAAAACAGAAGCAGGUAUUGGAUGCUUUACGGAAAGCUGAUAAACAUUACUGUGAGAGCUGCGAGAAAGCUGAGGUAGCUAGACAGGAGUGGGACUUCAAUGUUAACAAGGCAAAUGCCCAGUUACAGAUGCUAGAAGAGGAAAGAAUAGCAAAAAUGAAUGAUUUUCUUAACCAGUAUAAUAGUCAUAUAUCAAUGUUAGCACCAAAAUUAACCCAGAGUUGUGAAAAAUUACAUCAGUCAGUUUUAUCUGUUGAUAUUGCUGGUGAUAUAAGAAAUGCAGCCAAACAACGGACCACUCACUAUACUCCAGAACAAAUACUCAUAGACUGCUAUGCAGAAGAUAAACAGUUUACAAUGAAAGCUGAACGGCGGAAAAUUGCAUUACAACAUUAUUUGUUACAAAUACGUCAGUCUAUAGAAAGGGAACAAAAAGGCAGGGAAGGUGUGGAGAAGUUGGUGGGUGUGUACAAAGAAAGACCAAAUUUUGCUGACCAGGAUGCACAGGAAGAAGCAAGGCAAAGAUUAAACCAGGUGAUAUUUAUGACCAAUUUUCUAGAGGCCAACCACUACAAAAUAGCAUCAUUUUUAGCGGAAUUGGACAGAACACAUAAACCUGCUCAUAAAUUUUCAAAAUAUAUAGAACAAACCAGAGAUAAACAGGGAAUGACUGUUAGUGUUUUAAAGUUACCAAUGAAUCUGGCAACAGAAGGUAGAACAGGUUAUGAUGUCACCAAUGUAACCAUAGGAGCACUCGCUAGUGAUGAACCAUUUGAUGAUGAUGAUUUUGACGAUGACCCCUCCCCAGAGCCUCAGAAUCACAGAAUCAUGGGUCGGUGUAAGGCCUUAUUUGACUAUACAGCUGGACAGCCUGAUGAACUUGUUUUACAAUGUGGUAAUAUUAUCAACAUUUAUGAUAAACAGCCAGACGGCUGGUGGCAGGGGGAAUUGAAUGGAAGAGUGGGUAUGUUCCCAGCCACUUAUGUUGAAGAAAUCUAAAUGUGAUUAUGGACAAACAGGUGGUGAAGAGAACAGCUAUUGUUUGGUGGAUCCACAGAUACAGAUAUUAGGGUUUAUAUGAAAAUUGGUAGUUUGAAGUCAGCUGGAAUAUCUCAAACAUAUACUUUAUCUUACUGAAUCUGAAGAAAAAUGAGAUUAUGAUUGUGAAAGUUUGCAAUUUGCUUUUAGCAUUAGUUUGAGAAAAUAAGGAAGACAGAUUGUCAUGAUUGUCUUAUAUAUUUACAUACAGAAUAAAUGCCUAAUGGCCUUUCCAUAUAGUACCAGUAGUCAGUGCAACUUUACCAUCAUUUUCAUAAUGUUGAUCAUAAGGUAUACCUCUUUUGACUAUAACCUCGUUCAGCAAGAAUGUUAAAGAAUAACUUGGUUAGGUGGCUUGCUAUACCAGUUAGUUGGUAAUUAUUAGAAAAACUCUCUAUUGACCAGGCUGCCACUGGUCUUUCGUUUUUAGUCACAAGUGUGUCAAUUACACGCUGGAUGCUAACAGUUAUUUUCUUUUAUAAUGAACUUCAAGGCCCACAUUUAUCAGUGUUGUAAAUCUGAAAUUUACACAUAUUUUAAAACAUAAAAAGAUCAAGUUUUUUAAAGAUAGGUCUGUACUGUUAUUAGCAGAUAUUUUUAAAAGUUGCAUGAAAAAACUAUUCAUAUAACAAAUUCAAAAAUUAUGGUAACUGAAUAUUUACCAAUUUAAAGUGCAAGUCUAAAUUUCAGAUGUUGACGAAUGUGGGUCAAGAGGUUUAAUAAGAUAUUUUCAGCUCAAUAGAUAACAGCCUUUGAUUAACCAAGGAAGAAUAAAAAUAAUGAUCUGAAAUAAGCUGCCUCUAAAUAUAAAUGUAUAUGUUUUACAAUGUUUACCUCUAUGCAAAACUAUAGAUCUGUUAACAUAUUAGUGAAAAGGAACAGAGCCUUAAAAUUUAUCAGUUAGUGAUGAUCUUUACCUGUUCUGUAUAUUAAAUUAACUUAGAAAGAUCUGUAGAAUAAAAAAGAUCUGAAAUUCUCGUGAGAAAUAUAGAGCCAAAUCUUGUUAAACUUAAUCAUAACCAACAUAAUGUUGAGUAUUGAUGGAGAUGCUUGUUUUGCACUUCAAUUAAUAAGCGUCUAUCCCUUUCUUAAAUGAUCAGAGUGUUAUGUGAUUUUCAGAGAAAUCAGCUAGUUAUGUUUCUAUUGUUUAUUAUUUCUUUGACCUGCAAUAGUUAUAGGGAUCUGAAAAGUGGGGGGCGCUGUUUUAAAAUUUCUAUAUGGGAAGUGUAGGAAAAAGUUAGUUAAACACUGUCUAGCUGUUAUAAAGAAAUUCUCAUUACAGUUAUUUAAAGUGUUCACUAUGUUUGCAAUGUUCAUAUUGUUCCUGCCAUUUUAUCUAUCUGUUCAGCUUAAUUAUUGUACUGAUAUUGCUUAUUUAAUUUCACUUAACACUUUUCAUUUAUCCCUUAGAUGUGUUGACUGCCUAGUUCAUUGCUGUAAAAAUCAAGUUUUAUUACAUGAUUUUAGAACACUACCUGUUACAUUCUUUUCUGUGCCUACCUAAAUGCUUUAAUUUUUUUCUGUAUGCCUAUUAUUUGUCAGACAACAGGGCUCUCUGAAGGUUUAUAAAGCCUUAAAAUUUGCUUGGCACGUAACUUUUACAGUUCUACAUAAUGUUUAAUUAAACAUAUCUGUCAUGUUGCACUGGAAAAAUAGGACAUUUUGGUUUUAAACAGUGAAAUGAAGAAAAAAUUGUAUACGGUGAAAGUAUUUUCAGAAUUUUCUAUUGGAAAUGUCACUUGUGAAAGUAUUGGAUCUGGAUUAUAGAUGUUUUGAUCUUUUACUGAAACAAACAAAUAUACAUCCUCUAUAUGACAAGGAUAUUUUAAUAUAAUGCAGGAUAGUAUGCUGCUGUUACUAGAUUAUGACACUUGUUGACAUUCACACUCCCUGGUCAGUAAAGCUGUGCAACAAUAGAUCUAUAUAUUAAUGUAUUGUUGUGUGUGAUUGUUCACUGUUUCUGCAGUGUUAUGUGUGCCACAUUGUUUAAUCCAUUUUUGAAUUCCACAACACAGUAUGCUGUAUAAAAUUCUUGUAUAACUUACCUUUUUGUAUUUUGAACAGGUUCUUAAAUUGCUAGUCGCCACAUUAAAGGGAACGCACAUUUUACUGAGAAUGAUGUAAUUUGUCAUGUGUUAUGGGUUACUUUUUGUAUUAUUUUUCCUUAAGUACCAAAUAUGCAUUUAAUAUAUUCAUACUUUCUGAAACAAAAUGAUUAUAUUUCAAGAAUCUCCCGAAACCAUUGUUUGAAUAAACCAUGAUUUUGUUAAAUCUAAUUCAUGAUUUUAAUCAGAUUAAUCUUAUUAUGAGCCGCACCAUGAGAAAACCAACAUAGUGGGUGUGCGACCAGCAUGGAUCCAGACCAGCCUGCGCAUCCGCGCAGUCUGGUCAGGCUCCAUGCUGUUCGCUUUUAAAGCCUAUUGGAAUUGGAGAAACUGUUAGCGAACAGCAUGGAUCCUGACCAGACUGCGCGGAUGCGCAGGCUGGUCUGGAUACAUGCUGGUCGCAAAGCCACUAUGUUGGUUUUCCCAUGGCACGGCUCUUAUCUUGAUAAAGCUUACCCAUGAUUUUGAUCAGUUAAACCCUUGAUUUAUACAUCUCACCCAUAAUUGAUAACUCUUACUCAUGAUUUUUUAUCAAUUUAAACUUUUUUCUGUUAAAUCUAACACAAGAAUUAAUAAAUCUUGAGGAUAAUCGGUGAUUUUAAUGUGAUGACUUGCAAUUAUAUCUGGCAUUAAACAUUUAUUAUAAAGCUGGGUGGAAACAAAUAUUUAUGUAUGUUUGUUAUUGGAGCAUAAAAUGCAUUUACUUUGUUGAUGUACGUCAGUGUUUUCAGUUGUGUGUUGUCAAGCCAAAAGGGACCAUCUAGCAGAUAACAUUAAUAGGGAAUGAAGUUAAAGUUAUGUAUAAUUUUUCUGUUUAGUGCCGCCAAUAUUUCCUUUAAUAUCCCAGUGCAUUUUUUGUGUCCAUUUUCCCAUACUUGCAAAUACAACAUUUGAAGAAUAAAUAGAAUUUAGACAAAUUAGAAUAAUAAGAAAAUUCAGGUAAGUUUGUUACAGAAUAGGGAUUUUUCUGAGAAUAAAUUACAGAAUUUAAAAUUGCAGUAAACAUGAAUUUUCAUGUCACUUUAUUUAUUAGGUUUUAGGUGUGAAGGCAAUUAAAAAAUCUAGAAUUUUAAACAUUUUUCUGGUAUGUUGGUUAAUGUUCCAAAUAGUAUUUUCAUGAAUUUUAACACGUUUUACAUUCUUAUACCCAAGUCAUCAAGAAAUAAGAUUAGUAAAAUUUUCCAUUGAGAACUCUGAAGUCUAUUAUGUUUUAGACAAAUUUGGGACCAGAUAAAAUCUCCAUUCAUUUUGUUAUGUUUCUUCCAUACACAGUAAAAAAAAAGCCAGUAUUGAUAACAUCUGUAGAAAUCAUAUAUGCCUCAUACCACAAAACAAACUGCUUAGAUAUAUUGAUUAUAGGUAGGGCAGUUAUAUGAAAUUUUAUUCACUUGAAACUUGCUGUUAUGCGAAUUUGUAUAGAUGUACAUACUUUCUGAAGGAAGUAAACUUUUUUAAGAUUUUAAAGAAGGAAAUUUCAUGAAGCAUCAUACUCCACCUUAAAAUAUAGAUUAAAAGCCCUGUGUAAAAUAGUGUAAAAUAACAAGUGUUAACCCUCCAUUUUUCCGAAACAUGUUUAUUACCCCUAGCAUUUUUGUUCCCUCCCCACCCCACACUUCUCACUACUCCUUUUUUAGUUGGAAUGGGUUUUUUGGGGGCACUUAGAUUAAUGCUUGGACAUAUGUCUGUCCGGAUGUCAGUCAGUCUGUCUGAAUUUGUGUCAUGAAUAUCUCAAAAAGUAUUUAACAUAGAGUCAUUGACAUCAUAGGAUUAUUAUUCAGCAUGUGAAGUUGUGCACCUGAGCUCUUGUUAAGGACUUCCCUCAGCCAGACCAGAGUUGUGGCCCGAGACUUAGUCAAAAAUAUGCAUAAAAGGCUUAAAAUUAUGUGUAGCAUGUUUCUCAAAAAGUAUUUGACCUAUAGUCCUGCAGCUAUAUAGUUCAGCACCUGCAGUUUUAUUCAUGAUUUACCUCCCCCAUCUCCAUCCUUUUCCCCCCUCCCCCUAAAAAAGUAAAUAAAAAAUGUUUAUGCUUUUAGUUUUAUUUAUCUUGUGUUUCUUGAUGAUGUUUUGUAGUAUCCAUACCCCCAACCAAAGGUGAUAUGAAAGUUUAUUUAGUCUUGCAUUGUCAACAAGUAACUAAUAAUUAGGUAGUGACAGAAAGUCAGGCCAACUGUGUCCUGAAGAUACACAUCUAGUUGUUUUUGGAUGAUUUCAGUCUCAGUUACUAGUACUUCAUAAAGACUAUGCAUUCUUUGGCAGCUCUGCUUUUUACUUGAUUUCUGAAUGUAUGAAAAUAUAUUACAGAAUCUCCCAUCAGCAUAAAAUAUUGAAUCUGACUAAUUAGCAUUAAAACACAUUCUAUUUACAAUCAGAAGUAAAAAGUACCAUAUAAAUUUACCAUAGAAGUUGGUCAUGUUUCUCUUAUUUACAAUGCAGGUGGUAUAAGGUGUAGAACCAUUAAUCCAACCUCAUAGUUUUUUAACUAUGAAUGAUUUUUUCAUAUAUUUUAUAUUCAUGUAGAAUUAUGUGGAUUUUCUGGGAUUUUCUACAUGAUGUAUUAAAGUUGAUAAAAAAAACAAUGUCACUGAGUCCAUAGCAAUUUUAUUUGAAUUUCUAUUAACAAUUACAUCAGGCUGCAUGUUGAUUCAGUUUUGAUCAGAAAGGUAAAUAUUGUUUUCUAAAUUUGUUUCGUUUAUAUACGUAGAAAUACAAAUUAUACCGCCAAUGUUGUUUUUUUCAUUGCAUUCUGAAGUAAUAUUUGUUUCUUGUAGAGGAAAAGCAAUCAAGGAAAGACAAUCGCCUUUUAGAAUUAGAAUGACAUGCCAAAUCAUAUUAAAUAAUACUAAUGUGAAGUAAUGUCUUUCUGCUGUCUGCCAUUGAAACUUUAGCGGAAUGGCAGGUUAUAGUGAGCUAUGUUGUGCUAAAUCUUGUUUUCAAUUCUGACCUCAACAACCCUUAGUAACAUGAAGUGUUCUUUGUUACCAUGCUCAAAAUGUAUGUUGAUAUCUCAACAAGUACAAACUAUAUUUUAUAGAUGUUUUCAAUUAAUAUUGCAAUUAGGUUAAGGUAAUUUGAUAUGAAUUGUUGUUGUUUACUUUUUUACUUUUCCUGGUAUUGUGUUUUUAUAUUGCCAGUGGAAUAGCAUUUGGAUCAACCCUCUAUUAGUCUACUUGCAUGGUCUGUAGAUAGAAGCAACAAAACUACUUGUCUGAUAUGAGAUUGUAUCAAAGUUAUUUAAAGAAUUUUGACUGAAUAACUAUUUGUGGUGGGGUAUCAAAAUUUCCAUUCAUAUCUUGCCUUUUAUUUUGCUUUGGGUGUUAUUUCUUACCUUGAAGUCUAGUAAUUCACCUUUUGGACCGUGAAGUCAGUUCAAGAGGCAAGUGAUGUGAAAUUAAUACCUCAACUUUAAUAUAAUAGCCUUUUUAGCUCGACUAUUCAAAGAAUAGUCUAGCUAUUCUACUCACCCUGGCGUCGGCGUCGGCGUCACACCUUGGUUAAGUUUUUGCAUGCAAGUACAUACAGCCAUCAAUUAAAGGCAUAUAGCUUUGAAACUUAUUUUUUCUUUUUCUAGAUCAAUUACCAACCUCUCUGUGUCAAGUCCUAUAACUCUGACAUGUAUUUUGAGCAAAUUAUGCCCACUUUUGGACUUAGAAAAUUUUGGUUAAAGUUUUGCAUGCAAGUACAUACAGCUAUUUCUAAAAGGCAUAUAGAUUUGAAACUUAUUUUUUCUUUUUAGCUCGACUAUUCGAAGAAUAGUUUAGCUAUUCUACUCACCCUGGCGUCGGCGUCGGCGUCACACCUUGGUUAAGUUUUGCAAGUACAUACAGCUAUCAUUUAAAGGCAUAUAGCUUUGAAACUUAUUUAUUCUUUUUCUAGGUCAAUUACCAACCUCACUGGGUCAAGUUCCAUAACUCUAACAUGUAUUUUGAGCAAAUUAUGCCCCCUUUUGGACUUAGAAAAUUCUGGUUAAAGUUUUACAUGCAAGUUACUAUCUCCAAAACUAAUGCAGAUAUUGAAUUUAAACUUCACAUGUGUCUUCGGGGUUAUAAAACUAGUUGAUAGCACCAAGUCCCAUAACUCUGACCUUCAUUUUGGCCAAAUUAUGCCCCCUUUUGUACUUACAAAAUUUUGGUUAAAGUUUUGCGUGCAAGUACAUACAGCUAUUACUAAAAGGCAUAUAGAUUUGAAACUUAUUUUAUCUUUUUCUAGAUCAAUUACCUACCUCAUUGGGUCGAGUCCCAUAACUCUGACAUGUAUUUUGGCCAAAUUAUGCCCCCUUUUGGAAUUAGAAAAUUCUGGUUAAAGUUUUGCAUGCAAGUACAUACAGCUAUUACUAAAAGGCAUAUUGAUUUGAAACUUAUUUUUUCUUUUUCUAGAUCAAUUACCUACCUCAUUGGCUCAAGUCCCGUAACUCUGACAUGUAUUUUGAGCAAAUUAUGCCCCCUUUUGGACUUAGAAAAUCCUGGUUAAAGUUUUGCAUGCAAGUACAUACAGCUAUUACUAAAAGGCAUAUUGAUUUGAAACUUAUUUUUUCUUUUUCUAGAUCAAUUACUUACCUUACUGGGUUAAGUCCCAUAACUCUGAUAUGUAUUUUGAGCAAAUUAUGCCCCCUUUUGGACUUAGAAAAUCCUGGUUAAAGUUUUACAUGCAAGUAACUAUCUCCAAAACUAAUGCAGAUAUUAAAUUGAAACUUCACAUGUGUCUUCGGGGUUAUAAAACUAGUUGAUAGAAUCAAGUCUCAUAACUCUGACAUGUAUUUUGGGCAGAUUAUGCCCCCUUUUGGACUUAGAAAAUCCUGGUUUAAGUUUUGCGUGCAAGUACAUACAGCUAUUACCAAAAGGCAUAUAGCUUUGAAACUUAUUUAUUCUUUUUCUAGGUCAGUUACCAACCUCACUGGGUCAAGUUCCAUAACUCUUAACAUGUAUUUUGAGCAAAUUAUGCCCCCUUUUUGACUUAGAAAAUUCUGGUUAAAGUUUUGCGUGCAAGUUACUAUCUCCGAAACUAAUGCAGAUAUGGAAUUGAAACUUAACAUCUUUCUUCGGGGUUAUUAAACUGGUUGAUAGCAUCAAGUCCCAUAACUCUGAUAUGCAUUUUGGUCAAAUUAUGUCCCGUUUCGAACUUAAAACUCUUUCGAUAUUUAACACUUUGGGUAAUAAUUGCCUGCUUCUGUGACAAUAUUUCGAAUAGUCGAGCUUGGCUGUCUUACGGACAGCUCUUGUUCUAGAUCAAUUACCAACCUCACUGGGUCAAGUCCCAUAACUCUGACCUGUAUUUUGAGCAAAUUAUGCCCCCUUUUAGACUUAGAAAAUUUUGGUUAAAGUUUUACAUGCAAGUUACUAUCUCCAAAACUAAUGCAGAUAUUGAUUUGAAACUUCACAUGUGUCUUUGGGGUUAUAAAACUAGUUGAUAGCAUCAAGUCCCAUAACUCUGACUUUCAUUUUUGCCAAAUUAUGCCCCCUUUUGGACUUAGCAAAUUCUGGUUAAAGUUUUGCGUGCAAGUACAUAUAGCUAUUACUAAAAGGCAUAUAAAUUUGAAACUUAUUUUUUCUUUUUCUAGAUCAAUUACUUACCUCACUGGAUCAAGUCCCAUAACUCUUACAUGUAUUUUGAGCAAAUUAUUCCCCUUUUUGGACUUAGAAAAUCCUGGUUAAAGUUUUGCAUGCAAGUACAUACAGCAAUUACUAAAAGGCAUAUAGAUUUGAAACUUAUUUUUUCUUUUUCUAGAUCAAUUACCAACCCCACUGGGUCAAGUCCCAUAACUCUGGCAUGUAUUUUGGGCAAAUGGUGCCCCCUUUUGGACUUUGAAAAUUCUGGUUAAAGUUUUACAUGCGAGUUUCUAUCUCCAAAACUAAUGCAGAUAUUGAAUUGAAGCUUCACAUGUGCCUUCGGGGUUAUAAAACUAGUUGAUAGCAGCAAGUCCCAUAACUGAUAUUCAUUUUGGUCAAAUUAUGCCCCCUUUUAAACUUAAAACUCUUUUGAUAUUUAACCUUUUUUGGUAAUAUUUUCCUGCUUCUGGGACAAUAUUUCGAAUAGUCGAGCUUGGCUGUUUUACGGACAGCUCUUGUUUGUCAUUUUGUUGAAGUUUCUCAGAGGUUAUUGUUUACAUGAAUAGAUAAAAAUGGCUUCUAACUUUAAGCAGUUCAGUGUUUGAGCCAAUGUUACACCUUGUGUAUGAAGACUUCAGUGGAUAGAGCAUAGAGUUGUUAAAAAACUGAAUAUACUAUGAUAAUCACAGUAAGUCACACACUGUGAAAUCACUGACUUUUAUGGGAACUAGUUUUGUUGGAUUUCACAGUUGAGUCAAUCUACGAAAUUAUAUCUCUUCAUAGCCUCUUGAAAUAAUCAAUUAAAAAGGCAUUUUGACCUAAACCACAACAUUUCAUGCCCAGGAGAUUAAAUGAUGUUACAGUAAUACAACAGAUGCAAAAACAGACUGUAGGUUUCUAGACCAUAUUGUGUUACCUGUACAUGAUAAUUGUAUUAAGGUUAAUACACAAUAUAUAAGUUGACUUGUUGUAUGAUAUUCUUGUUCUCCUUUUGUCUUCUUUAAGUUAAAUGUUAUAACUGGCCAGUGUGCAUUUACUCUCUGCCUAACUUCACAAACAGCUGUUGUUGUUGUUGUUGUCCAGAAUAGGGUGAGCAACAAUUAAUCUCUGGAAAAUGCUUCACCACAGAAGGUGCCCGACACAAAAAUGUGAUGAUAGUUAAUUUAAGGUAGUAUACCUGUGGCUACAGUCAGUAAUUUCUGUAAAAUUACAUACAUAUUUUUCAUGUGAUUUCAAAAUUUGCCUAUUGUUAGGAAACCGUUUCUUCUUUUAGCUUCAUUUUAGGAAGCAGAGUGCCAAAGAAUGCUUCAGUAACAUAAAAGAAUACAAAAUCACACAGAAGUUACAGAUUGUCAAUACAGGUACACUACCUUAAUAUGCCUAUUGUUGUAUAUUCUAUUACUGUUAUCCUGUUUGUUACUAGUUUAAAUUGCCAAUUUAUAUUUAGUCAUGAAGGCUUUUAGAGAAAUUAGUUAAUUGCUUUUUUAGCCAAAAUGUGUUUUUUUUUUUUUGUUUUUUUUCUCAUUUAUAGGUAUCAUCUGCAAUAUCAGCUUAUGAAUAAAUGUAAUAUGGGCUCAGCUACCUGUAAUUUUGUUAAUUAUGUUUUUUAUUAAUGAAACACACUGAUGAUUAGGAUAGUGGGGGAAAAUUCAAUGAAAAAUACUUCUUAAAAUUUUCAUUUUCAACAUAAAACAAUUUUCCUUAAUUUCUCUUUAAACCGGGUUGUAAGACAACAGGUCUAGUAUUGCACUGUAUCAGUAUUAUGGUUUGUACAGGCUCGGUCAGAAAUUUCAACAUUUUUAGUGUAGUAAGUCCUUAAUUUUCACAGUUGUUAAUCAAAUUUAGUCUUUAUAGAUCUUUUAACCUCUGCUGUAUAUUUUUGGCUGUGCUACAAAAAACAUCAGUUUUGGCCAAAAUUUUACAUUUUUGAGAGACUCGAGUUAUCAAUAUGGGCCGCAAGAGAAAUGGAAAUUAAGAUUUUUCCGAAAAAAGUCAGUUUUAAUUGAAACAUUAGGCAUUCUGUUAAAGUUUAUUUAUUUACAUUUCAGCUUGGCUAUGAAAAGGUAUUUAUAGAUUGGAAAAAAUAAACAUAGAUUAUUUAGUUACAAGACCUGUUAUCUUUAGACCCAGCUUGAAUUAAAUAUAGAAGAAAAAGCUGUGUUGAUAUAAAGCAAUCUUAAGAUAAUUAUUCUAGUGAUAUUUAUGUGUAUCAUAUGUAUAUUGUUACAAGUUGUAAUAUAUCAUUGUUGUUAUAAAAUAAAUGUAGAAUAUUU